AUGGAGUUGACACUGAAUUCCUCAAGUUCUCUUAUCAAACGCAAAGAUGCCAAGAAUUCCAGAAACCAAGAAAGUUCCUCUAACAACAUGACCUUUGCGAAGAUGAGGCCGCCAACAUAUCAGUUCCAAGCAAAGAACUCGGUGAAGGAAAUGAAGUUCACUCAUGAGAAGACCUACUCGCCAGAAAAUGAAACCACUGAGAGAUGGGAGAAGCUUCAUGUACUCUCAUACCCACACCCCAAGAGCGACUCUAGUGUUCCGGUGUUUGUCAUGUUACCGCUUGACACGGUAACAAUGUCAGGGCAUUUGAACAAACCAAGAGCCAUGAACGCCAGUUUGAUGGCUCUUAAAGGAGCUGGUGUGGAAGGUGUAAUGGUGGAUGCUUGGUGGGGACUGGUAGAGAAAGAUGGACCUAUGAAGUAUAACUGGGAUGGCUAUGCCGAGCUGAUUCAAAUGGUUCAAAGGCACGGUCUCAAACUCCAGGUCGUUAUGUCUUUCCAUCAAUGUGGAGGAAACGUCGGAGACUCUUGCAGUAUCCCCUUGCCCCCAUGGGUACUUGAAGAAGUCAGCAAGAACCCUGAUCUUGUCUACACAGACAAAUCUGGUAGAAGGAACCCUGAGUAUAUCUCCUUGGGAUGUGAUUCUGUGCCUGUCCUUAGAGGAAGAACACCUAUCCAGGUCUACUCAGAUUUCAUGAGGAGCUUCCGUGAAAGAUUCGAUAAUUACAUAGGAGGAGUUAUUGCGGAAAUUCAAGUGGGAAUGGGACCUUGUGGAGAAUUGAGAUACCCAUCAUACCCUGAGAGCAACGGGACCUGGAGAUUUCCCGGAAUUGGAGAGUUCCAGUGCUAUGACAAGUAUAUGAAAUCGUCACUUCAAGCAUAUGCUGAAUCAAUCGGGAAAACUAACUGGGGAACAAGUGGACCUCAUGAUGCCGGCGAAUACAAGAACCUCCCAGAAGAUACUGAAUUCUUCAGAAGAGACGGAACAUGGAAUAGCGAGUAUGGAAAGUUUUUCAUGGAAUGGUACUCCGGAAAGCUACUAGAACACGGAGACCAACUCCUAUCUUCAGCAAAAGGAAUCUUUCAAGGAUCCGGAGCAAAGCUAUCAGGAAAGGUAGCCGGAAUCCACUGGCACUACAACACCAGGUCACACGCAGCUGAGCUAACCGCCGGAUACUACAACACGAGGAACCACGACGGGUAUCUACCAAUAGCUAAGAUGUUCAGCAAACAUGGGGUUGUACUAAACUUCACCUGCAUGGAGAUGAAAGAUGGGGAACAACCGGAACACGCAAACUGCUCACCAGAAGGUCUGGUAAAGCAAGUACAGAACGCGACAAAGCAAGCUGGAACGGACCUAGCAGGGGAGAAUGCGCUAGAACGAUAUGACUCGAGCGCAUUCGGACAAGUGGUAGCAACAAAUAGGUCAGAUUCCGGAAACGGGUUAACCGCAUUUACAUACCUAAGAAUGAACAAGCGGUUAUUUGAGGGUCAAAACUGGCAGCAGUUAGUGGAGUUUGUUAAGAACAUGAAGGAAGGUGGCCAUGGGAGGAGACUCUCAGAAGAAGACACAACUGGAAGUGACCUUUAUGUGGGAUUUGUCAAAGGCAGGAUCGCUGAGAAUGUCGAAGAGGCUGCUCUAGUGUAAUUCCCCACAUAGGUACAUAAAGUGUGGUCUAUUGUUGCAUUGUAUUCCUAAAUCUGCUAAAUAAAUAAAUAGAGAGAUGAGAGUGACCAAAGAAAAAAGAAAAGAUGAAACCAGUAGAGUGUUAAAGCUAUAGAUUUGCACAAUUCUGGGUUAGAGUCAGAGCAAAGAGAAGCCAAAAUCAAGAUGAUGUACACUUACUUAGAUUGCAGUUAGAAACCGUGUAUCCUGUUGAGUUUUCCUUGUACACCUUCAAACUCUUUUAUCUCAAAUAAUAUUUGCAUUUUUUUCUC
Camelina sativa (false flax) is the source of this 1937-nucleotide messenger RNA. Its product is annotated as beta-amylase 3, chloroplastic. Gene Ontology annotation, biological process: polysaccharide catabolic process. Gene Ontology annotation, molecular function: beta-amylase activity. NCBI's taxonomy places the organism in Eukaryota, Viridiplantae, Streptophyta, Magnoliopsida, Brassicales, Brassicaceae. The record is from RefSeq and is a predicted model, not a curated record.